Culicoides brevitarsis is the source of this 3958-nucleotide messenger RNA. It is a transcript of the gene nwk, whose product is annotated as protein nervous wreck. Gene Ontology annotation, molecular function: protein binding. Gene Ontology annotation, biological process: regulation of actin filament polymerization; neuromuscular synaptic transmission. The transcript has 6 exons. The record is from RefSeq and is a predicted model, not a curated record. Gene Ontology annotation, cellular component: neuromuscular junction; recycling endosome. Bases 299 to 3325 code for a protein of 1008 amino acids. Lineage: Eukaryota; Metazoa; Arthropoda; Insecta; Diptera; Ceratopogonidae.
UUUACACGCGAAAAAGAGGAAAAAUUAGUAGAAAAAUCCGCGAAAAAUGUGCGCACUAUGAAAAACACUGAAAAAAGUCGAAAAUUUUGAAGGGAAUUGUGUUUGAAGGAAAAUCCAAUGCUUGGGAAAGGAUUUUCUCUUCCGUAGAUGUAUUGGAAAAAAAUUGUUCGAGUGAAUGUCUUGAUUAAAAUUUAAUGAAAAGCACUCUAGAUUAUUAAAAAGUUGUGUAGAAAUAACGCAAACGAUAGAAAAAAGGGAAAUUUUAGUGAAAAUUAGACGGAAUAACAAAUAAAUCGCCAUGGAAAGAAUGCAACCACCCCCGCGAAAGGGAAAUUACACGAAAUUUCUCAAAGGGCUUCACGCGGAACAGCUCAGCAAAUUGCAACAAAAGAACCAGCAUGAAUGCGAAUUACUCGAAGAUAUUCGGCAAUUUACCCUUAAACGAUCCGCCAUCGAGAAGCAGUACAGUGAAGCAUUGCUUAAAGUCUCAUCGCAGUAUUUAAAUAAGAAAAAUGUUCCCAACAUACCCGAAAUUGGAGGUUCAGGCGAUGAAAGAUGGAACAUGUGGAGUGUCUGGCAAACCGUAUUAGAAGAAAAUGAGAAAUUAGCUCGAGCUCGUUUAGCUGCCGUCGAAGUUUUUCAACAGCAAAUCGCCGAUGAGGCCAAAUAUUUGCGCGGUUUUAAGAUUAACCAGUCAAAGAAGUCGCUGGAUCUCCUGAAAAACAUCCAAAGUGAACUCCAAUUGUCCGUGAGUGAAGUUGAUGCCACCAAAAAGCAGUAUUUCGACGAAGAGCAUUCAGCUCAUGAUGUUCGCGACAAGGCACGUGACAUCGAAGAAAAGUUGAAGAAGAAAAAAGGUUCAUUUUUCCAGUCAAUCGCUUCGUUGCAGAAGAACAGUUCACGUGUCACCGCCCGAAAAGAGCAAUUGGAGGAAAAAUCCACCGGAGCUCGUAACGACUACAUCCUCAGUUUGGCUUCAGCAAAUGCGCAUCAAAAUCGCUAUUUCACCGUGGACUUGCAAACAACGAUGACAACCAUGGAGAACUACGUUUACGAGAGAAUUGCUGAUUAUUUGGCGCUUAUUGGACGUACCGAGCUCAUGACAUGUGCCGCAACUCAAAAUUCCUUCGGCAAAAUUCGGGAUCAGGCGCAACAAUUAACGCGCGAAUAUAACAUCCAAUGUUGCUAUUUGUACUAUCCAUCGUUGAAGCAACACAUCCAAUACGAGUUCGAGCCAUGCGAUAAUGAUCCAGUGCGUAAAAUUACCGCCGAACAUGACUCAGCUGCGGAUACUUUGAACCGCGAAGGCAAACGUUGGGCUGGAAAAGUCGCCCAAUCGAACAACACAGUUCGAGAUUUCUCACGGAAAUUGGCUCAUUGCAUGGCUUUGCGAGAUGCCGGGCACAAAUGCGACCCGAAUGACAUCAAUGGACCCGAUUUGGAGACGAAAAUUGACGAGUUCCGUGAACAAAUUCGUAAAGCGGAGGUCACAAAAGCCAAAUGCGAGGCACGACUUCAGUGUUUGCGCGAUGGCGGCAUCAACGUUGAAGACUGGAUCCAAGAAGCGGAGACUACGAGUGUUCAAGAGAUGCCACGUCGAGAGAGUUCGAUGUCCGUAAAGUCUGGGGAAUCGCGCGAUAACGAUCAUCAGAGCAGCGAUUCGUUCUACGAUAGCGACGCCGAAGGUCAAGAAGACCAAAAAUCCGUGAAAAAUCAAUUUGCGACAGUUUCAAAGCCGGUAACGACGACAACGCAGCAACAUUCCGAGGAAUUUGUCGAUUCGUCGGAUGAGGAAGUUCCACAGCCGAAAAUGGCGCCUCCAGCAGCACCGGCAGCACAAGAGCAAUUCGCCGUUUGGGACGAUCCAACACAAAUGGAUUGGGGUGCAGCAUCAAGUGAACCGCCAAAAACGUCGCCGCCUGCAGCGCCAACAGGAGUUUCGUCUUCGGAAUCGAUGCAAACGUUCAAAUGUACCGCUUUGUACUCGUAUAACGCCCAAAAUCCCGACGAAUUGACAAUUGUUGAGAACGAACAGCUCGAAGUUGUGGGCGAAGGCGAUGGCGAUGGAUGGUUACGUGCAAGAAAUUAUCGCGGCGAAGAGGGAUUCGUGCCGCAUAACUAUUUGGAUGUCGAACGCGAUACCUCGAGUCAAGAUCAAAGUGCCCAACAACUCAAUCAGCAGUUCUCCUUCUCCUCCGUUGAUUACACUGUCGACAACGAACAGGAAUUCCAGCAAGGUACGAGCUCCGCUCAAUCCCCGGAUCAAGUUUCGGUCAUCGCAGCUCCGACUCAAGCAUCGUCGCAACCAAAACCGAGACCAGCAGCAUCGGAUGUCAUGUAUUGUUGCGCCUGUUACGACUACGAAGCGUCAGCUGAGGACGAAUUGACGUUCGAGGAAGGACAAGUUAUUCGUUUGAUCACGAAGGAGCCACAUGGCGUCGACGACGGAUGGUGGGAAGGUGAAUUAAAUGGCAAAAUUGGUAAUUUCCCGUCGUUGGUUGUUGAGGAAUGCGACGAAAAUGGCGAGCCGUUCUCCGAUGAGGGAGAUGAAGACUUUGAAGAUGACGAAGAAGAGACGUUGCCGCCAACUGGAGCACCGCCAGUUAUUCCGGGCAUGACGUUAGCUGAUGUUAUCAUCACAAGUCCUCCGGGCGGAGAUGCACCGACGUUUAAUUUGAACUUCAAUAAAGUAAAACACAACAACAAAAUGGACAUGGAUUUGGACCUCACCUCGUCGGCACAGAAGAAAGUUCCAGCUGUCUCAAUUGUGUGCGAGGAUGCUGAGGAGCAAUCCCAGGAUCCCGAAGAAAGUGGUAAGGCUUCUAGCAAUGGUGCUUUAGGAUGUGUUCAAAUUAGUGUCACUGCAGCCACGCCCAUGGUCGAAGAUGCCGACAAGGAAUUUUUGCCGCAAGACGAGGAAGAAGCACGUGACUCGCCGCCCGAGCCGGAGCCUGAAGUGAAGCAACAACCGCCGCCGCCGCAGCAGCAGCAGCAACCGCAAGCCGUUACCGAAGUUUACAACGACACAAUUCUCGAGGAAUCGGAACCCGACGAAGAUGACGAACCGAUGAAAUCACCGCCGAAAAUGGCGCCUCCUCCCCUUCCGCCAUCAGCAGUUGCUGAGGAGAAAUCCGAACCACAAGCCGCCGAUCCGAACGCUUUCGAAGCCAACUUUGAAGCUGCCUUCGAGGCGAACUUUGACAACGCCUUCGGCAAUGACUCUGAGGUGCCUAAGCAAGUGGUUGGAGGACGAGCGAGCAUACCCGACGAACUGGAACCGCAACAACUGGCAAGACUUCAAAACUUGAAGGAAUCAAACGCGUAAAAAAAUCCCCGAACGAGGACAUUCAUCAACCGUAAGAUAUUUAUAGUGUUACUAAUAUAUUACAAUCGUUACAACAAGCAGACAAAAUAUUAUAUACAAAGUCAUUAAUGUUGAAGAAUCCCCCAUGUAGACGAUAGUUUUAAGAGCAAUACUGCAGACUCAUCAAUGUUGUACAAGUCCCACCAUUGUUUUUAAUUUUUCGUUAUUUUCCCAUUUUUUUGCCUCAUCAGCUUCUCCAAAUUAAUCAUUUUUGUGUAGAAGUCGCUAAUUAAAUGACAAGAUGGGCCAAUUUUCUAUCAACAAAUAAUAUCACAGUCGGUGUUGUGUGUCGUUCACUCUUUAGCAGGCAAAAUUUUUAAUUUUCCUUCUUUUGUGUUAGAUAAAUGUUAAAAACUAAGCAUCGGUCGAGUGAAUAAAAUAUCAUUAAAAUUAAUGAAAAAAUAUAAAAAAUUAUAUAAAUAUAUAGAAAAGUACCUUAUUAGCCUGAGCUAUUUAUUAUUACUCUAUAUUCUACUGUUAAACUAAAAAAAAAUCAACAAAGUUAACCAUACGAGAGACAGUUUUAAGUUAUACAUUGACGAACUUUAUUAGGGAAUUCUUGGCGUAAGCUUAUCAUCGUGUUAAUCAUUUAUG